Messenger RNA from Ornithorhynchus anatinus (platypus), 1835 nucleotides. RefSeq names its product ER degradation enhancing alpha-mannosidase like protein 2 (gene EDEM2). Gene Ontology annotation, cellular component: membrane; endoplasmic reticulum. Gene Ontology annotation, biological process: carbohydrate metabolic process; endoplasmic reticulum mannose trimming; mannose trimming involved in glycoprotein ERAD pathway. The transcript has 11 exons. Bases 66 to 1775 code for a protein of 569 amino acids. Lineage: Eukaryota; Metazoa; Chordata; Mammalia; Monotremata; Ornithorhynchidae. Gene Ontology annotation, molecular function: calcium ion binding; mannosyl-oligosaccharide 1,2-alpha-mannosidase activity. The record is from RefSeq and is a predicted model, not a curated record.
GGGGCGCAGGCGCGGUGGAGCUCGAAAGGCGAGGCGGGCGGGCGGCCGGACGGUGGGCGCUCCCCAUGCCCCGCUGCCCCCUCUACUCGCUGUGUCUCCUGUUUGCCGUGCUGCCCCUGCACCGCAAUGCCCCCGGGCCCGAGGGCACGGCGCCGGACCCCGCCCACUACAGGGAGCGGGUGCGGGCCAUGUUCUACCACGCCUACAACAGCUACCUGGACCACGCCUUCCCUUACGACGAGCUGAGGCCCCUGACCUGCGACGGCCAGGACACCUGGGGCAGCUUCUCUCUGACCCUGAUCGACGCCUUGGACACCUUGCUGAUCUUGGGGAACGUCACGGAGUUCCAGAGGGUCGUCCACGUGCUGCAGGAAUCGGUGGACUUCGACGUGGACGUCAACGCCUCGGUGUUUGAGACCAACAUCCGCGUGGUCGGAGGUCUGCUGUCGGCCCACCUGCUGUCCAAGAAGGCGGGCGCGCUUGUGGAGGAGGGAUGGCCGUGCUCCGGGCCCCUCCUCAGGAUGGCCGAGGAAGCCGCCCGGAGGCUCCUCCCGGCCUUCCAGACGCCCACGGGGAUGCCGUACGGAACCGUGAACCUGCUGCGCGGCGUGAACCCCGGCGAGACGCCCGUGACCUGCACGGCCGGGAUCGGCACGUUCAUCGUGGAGUUCGCCACUCUGAGCAGCCUGACGGGCGACCCCGUGUUCGAGGACGCGGCCCGGGCGGCCCUCCGGGGCCUGUGGCGCAGCCGCUCCGACAUCGGCCUGGUGGGCAACCACAUCGACGUGCUGACGGGGAAGUGGCUGGCCCAGGAUGCCGGCAUCGGGGCCGGGGUGGACUCCUACUUCGAGUACCUGGUGAAGGGGGCCAUCCUGCUCCAGGACCGGGAGCUGAUGUCCAUGUUCCUGGAGUACAACAAGGCCAUUCGCAACUUCACCCUGUUUGACGACUGGUACCUGUGGGUGCACAUGUACAAAGGGACCGUGUCCAUGCCCGUCUUCCAGUCUCUGGAGGCCUACUGGCCGGGCUUGCAGAGCCUCAUCGGGGACAUCGACAGCGCCAUGCGCUCGCUGCUCAACUACUACACGGUGUGGAAGCAGUUCGGGGGCCUGCCCGAGUUCUACAACAUCCCCCAGGGCUACACCGUGGAGAAGCGGGAAGGAUACCCCCUGAGGCCCGAGCUGGUGGAAAGCGCCAUGUACCUCUAUCGCGCCACGGGGGACCCCACGCUGCUGGAGCUCGGGAGGGACGUGGUGGAGUCCAUCGAGAAGAUCGGCAAGGUGGACUGCGGAUUCGCCACGAUCAAAGACCUGAGGGACCACAGGCUGGACAACCGCAUGGAGUCCUUCUUCCUGGCCGAGACGGUGAAGUACCUGUACCUGCUGUUCGACCCCGGCAACUUCAUCCACGGCGACGGCUCGGCCUUCGAGGCGGUGGCGACGCCCUACGGGGAGUGCGUCCUGGGGGCCGGCGGCUACGUCUUCAACACGGAGGCCCACCCCAUCGACCCCGGCGCCCUGCACUGCUGCCGCAGGCCGCCGCGGGACCGCUGGCUGGUCGAGGACCUGCUGAGGGAGCUGCGCUCCCCCGGCCCCCGGCGCGGGCCCGGCCCCCCGGGCGCGGCCGGCGGGCCCGGGCCGGAGGGGCCGCGGCGGCCCCCGGCGGGGAGCGGGGCGGACCCCCGGCGGAGGAGGGGCUCCCCGCUGAGCUGCCCCGUGCAGCCCUUCGCCGCCAAGCUGGCGCUGCACGGACAGGUCUUCCUAGACCCCGCGUGACGUGACGGCGCCGGGGUUGGGGGAUCGGCCCACCCGAAUAAACGGCCCGCGCCGCCCGCU